GCGCUAUAAACAAACAAUCCUGGCCGCCGGGGUUUCCCUCCCACUCUACAAACUACAACCCCGAGGGACCCUCCCAAUGCCAUCGCCAUAGCAGGCGCCAAGCCCGGCCUCACCUCUCGACCUCUCCACGGCCCACCAAUGCCUCCUCCUCCUCCUCGCCUAGGCGUGGCCGCCAUCGCGACGUGGCUGCUCCUCGCGGCUCUGUGCCUCCCACCGCGCGCCCACGCCGUCAACGAGCAGGGCGAGGCGCUGCUGCGAUGGAAGCGCUCGCUCACCAACGGCACGGGCGGCGCCGCGCUGGCGACGUGGAGGGAGUCGGACGCGAACCCGUGCCGGUGGACCGGCGUGGCGUGCGAUGCGCGCGGCAGCGUCGUGUCGCUGCUCAUCAAGUCGGUCGACCUCGGCGGUCCGGUGCCGGCGCGCGUGCUGCGCCCGCUGGCGCCGUCGCUCGAGACGCUCGUGCUCUCCGGGGCUAACCUCACUGGCGAGAUACCCGGGGAGCUCGGGCAGUUCGCAGCGCUGACAACCGUUGACCUCAGCGGGAACGGCCUCUCUGGCGCUGUGCCGGCCGAGCUCUGCCGGCUCGGCAAGCUCCGGUCGCUGGAGCUUCAUACCAACUCGCUGCAGGGCGCCAUCCCCGACGACAUUGGCAACCUCACUGCACUGACGUCCCUCACGCUCUACGACAAUGAUUUCAGUGGUGUCAUCCCGCCGAGCAUCGGGAGCUUGAAGAAGCUGCAGGUGCUGCGCGCUGGCGGAAACCCGGCGUUGAAGGGGCCUUUGCCGGCGGAGAUCGGCGGGUGCACCGACCUCACCAUGCUCGGCCUCGCCGAGACCGGCAUGUCUGGAAACCUCCCGGACACCAUCGGGCAGCUCAAGAAGCUCCAGACCCUCGCCAUCUACACCGCCAUGCUCACCGGCCCGAUCCCGGCGAGCAUCGGCAACUGCACCGCGCUCACUAGCCUCUACCUCUACCAGAAUUCUCUCUCCGGCCCGGUGCCGCCGCAGCUCGGCCAGCUGCGCAAGCUGCAGACGGUGCUCCUGUGGCAGAACCAGCUCGUCGGCACCAUACCCCCGGUGAUCGGCAACUGCAAGGAGCUCGUGCUCAUUGACCUCUCGCUCAACAUGCUCACGGGCCCCAUCCCGAGGAGCUUCGGUGGGCUGUCCAAGCUGCAGCAGCUGCAGCUCAGCACCAACAAGCUCACCGGCGUCAUCCCACCGGAGCUCUCCAACUGCACGUCGCUCACCGACGUCGAGGUGGACAACAACGAGCUGUCGGGAGAGAUCGACAUCGACUUCCCGAGGCUGCGCAACCUCACGCUGUUCUACGCGUGGCAGAACCGGCUCACCGGCGGCGUGCCGGCGAGCCUGGCUCAGUGCGAGGGCUUGCAGUCGCUGGACCUCUCCUACAACAACCUCACCGGCCCCGUCCCGAGGGAGCUCUUCGCGCUCCAGAAUUUGACCAAGCUGCUGCUUCUCAGCAACGAGCUCUCCGGGUUCAUACCGCCGGAGAUCGGCAACUGCACCAACCUCUACCGACUGCGGCUCAAUGGCAACCGUCUGUCGGGAGCCAUACCCGCGGAGAUCGGCAACCUAAACAACCUCAAUUUCCUCGACCUGGGAAGCAACCGCCUUGUCGGCCCACUGCCGGCAGCCAUGUCGGGGUGCGACAACCUCGAGUUCAUCGACCUGCACUCCAAUUCACUCUCCGGCGCACUGCCGGACGAGCUGCCGCGCAGUCUCCAGUUCGUUGACAUCUCUGAAAACCGGCUCACCGGGCUGUUGGGGCCCGGCAUCGGCAGGCUGCCUGAGCUGACGAAGCUUAACCUCGGGAAGAACCGGAUCUCCGGCGGCAUCCCGCCGGAGCUCGGUUCUUGCGAGAAGCUGCAGUUGUUGGACCUUGGCGAUAACGCUCUCUCCGGCGGAAUCCCGCCGGAGCUCAGUAUGCUUCCUUUCUUGGAGAUUUCGCUUAACCUCAGCUGCAACCGCCUCUCUGGUGAGAUACCGUCGCAAUUCGGCACCCUUGAUAAGCUCGGCUGCCUUGACCUGUCUUACAAUCAGCUCUCCGGCAGUCUUGCGCCUCUAGCAAGGCUGGAGAACCUCGUCACGCUAAAUAUCUCGUACAACAGCUUCUCCGGCGAGCUCCCGGACACGCCGUUCUUUCAGAAGAUCCCGCUGAGCAACAUCGCCGGCAAUCACCUGCUUGUCGUCGGCGCUGGUGCCGACGAGACCUCCCGUCGCGCGGCCAUAUCGGCGUUGAAGCUCGCCAUGACGAUUCUCGUCGCGGUGAGCGCGUUCCUCCUGGUGACCGCCACGUACGUGCUCGCCCGCUCGCGCCGCCGGAACGGCGGUGCCAUGCACGGCAAUGCCGCGGAGGCGUGGGAGGUGACCCUGUACCAGAAGCUCGAGUUCUCUGUGGACGACGUGGUGCGCGGCCUUACGUCGGCGAACGUGAUCGGCACGGGGAGCUCGGGCGUGGUGUACCGGGUGGAUCUGCCCAACGGGGAGCCGCUCGCCGUGAAGAAGAUGUGGUCCUCCGACGAGGCCGGCGCGUUCCGCAACGAGAUCUCGGCGCUGGGCUCCAUCCGGCACCGCAACAUCGUGAGGCUUCUCGGGUGGGGCGCGAACCGGAGCACCAAGCUAUUGUUCUACGCCUACCUCCCGAACGGCAGCCUGAGCGGCUUUCUCCACCGCGGCAGCGUCAAGGGCGCCGCGGACUGGGGCGCCCGGUACGAGGUCGCGCUGGGCGUGGCGCACGCCGUGGCUUACCUCCACCACGACUGCCUGCCCGCCAUCCUGCACGGCGACAUCAAGGCCAUGAACGUCCUGCUCGGCCCGGGCAAUGAGCCGUACCUCGCCGACUUCGGCCUGGCCCGCGUUCUCUCCGGCGUGGUCGAGCCGGGCGGUUCCGCCAAGCUGGACACGUCCAGGCCACGCAUCGCCGGAUCAUACGGAUACAUCGCACCAGAGUACGCGUCCAUGCAGAGGAUCACGGAGAAGAGCGACGUGUACAGCUUCGGCGUCGUGGUGCUGGAGAUCCUGACGGGGAGGCACCCGCUGGACCCGACGCUGCCGGGCGGGAUGCACCUGGUGCAGUGGGUGCGGGAGCACAUGCAGGCGAAGCGGGGCGUGGCGGAGCUCCUGGACCCGCGGCUGCGCGGGAAGCAGGAGGCGCAGGUGCAGGAGAUGCUGCAGGUCUUCGCGGUGGCCAUGCUCUGCAUCAGCCACCGCGCCGAUGACCGGCCGGCGAUGAAGGACGUCGUCGCGCUGCUCAAGGAGGUCAGGCGGCCGCCGGAGAACGCCGUCGACGAGGGGAAGGAGCAGGCGCGCUGCGCCACGGCGCCUUGUUCGGCUGGCCAGCAGCGCUCGCCAGCUCGGAGCGCGCUGCCGAUGGGGGGCUCUUCAAACUGCUCGUUUGCCAUGUCUGAUUACUCGAGCUGAGCUAGUUGAUGCAGUUGCGAGAUAGCAGCCUAGCGGGAAACAUGUGUAGAUUUUUUGGACACGUAAGCAAGAUCAGUAAAUUUGUAGGUAAUUGUUUCCUGAAUUACUCAAGGAUGUAUAUUAUGAUCAUUCAGAUGUAUUGUACGAGUACUUGUGUAAACUAACGGGCAAUAAAUUGACACACAUGAGUGAGCAACUGAAA
Messenger RNA from Hordeum vulgare subsp. vulgare (domesticated barley), 3643 nucleotides. RefSeq names its product LRR receptor-like serine/threonine-protein kinase RGI3. The record is from RefSeq and is a predicted model, not a curated record. Lineage: Eukaryota; Viridiplantae; Streptophyta; Magnoliopsida; Poales; Poaceae. Gene Ontology annotation, biological process: protein phosphorylation. Gene Ontology annotation, cellular component: plasma membrane. Gene Ontology annotation, molecular function: protein binding; ATP binding; protein kinase activity. The transcript has 2 exons. Bases 139 to 3441 code for a protein of 1100 amino acids.